AUCUUUGGCUUCCUGGCAUUCAUGUGCACCAUCCUGGCCAUUGGCAACAGGAUCUGGGAGCAGCUUUGGGGGUCAGAGUUCACGGCCUUCCUGCCCAGACAGGGGGGAGUUGAUACCCCCUUCUCCGGCUUCCUCACCUUCUGGUCCUACGUCAUAAUCCUCAACACCGUCGUACCUAUCUCCUCUACUGUGGAGGUUAUCCGUCUGGGCAACAGUUUCUACAUCGACUGGGACAGGAAGAUGUACCAUGCCCGUAGUGACACCCCGGCCAAGGCCCGGACCACCACGCUGAACGAGGAACUGGGUCAGAUCAAAUACAUCUUCUCGGACAAGACAGGAACACUCACUCAGAACAUCAUGACAUUCAACAAGUGUUCCAUCAACGGGAAGAGCUACGGGGAAGUAUUUGGCUACACUGGCCAGAGACAGGAGAUCAACGAGCACACAGAAACAGUGGACUGGUCGUUCAACCCUUUGGCUGAUCAUCACUUCUCCUUCCAUGACCACUCCCUGGUGGAGGCUUUGAAGCUGGAGAGUCCUGAAGUCCAGUCCUUCUUCAGACUAUUGGCCCUCUGUCACACCGUUAUGGCUGAAGAGAAGAUAGAGG
Molecule: messenger RNA, 607 nt
Organism: Oncorhynchus masou masou (cherry salmon)
Lineage: Eukaryota; Metazoa; Chordata; Actinopteri; Salmoniformes; Salmonidae
Product: phospholipid-transporting ATPase ID-like
Exons: 4
Biological process (GO): phospholipid translocation; Golgi organization
Cellular component (GO): trans-Golgi network; plasma membrane
Molecular function (GO): nucleotide binding; ATPase-coupled intramembrane lipid carrier activity
Source: RefSeq, a predicted model, not a curated record